UUUCUACCGGAGGGUGGAAACUCGUAGCUUCCCAAGGCCACCCAGUGAAUGGAGGGCAGAGAGGGGAUGCUCCAUUUGAAGGGCUCCGCCUCCUCCCUGACUCCCACCUCCCCUGCUUCAGCCUGGCCCAGUCGUUAUGGGCCCUCUUCACCUCCACCUUGGCCAUCUCCCUGGUGUUUACCGUCAUCCCCUUCUGCCGCGACGUGAAAGUGCUGGCUUUGGUCAUGGCGCUGGCAGGCCUGGCCAUGGGCUGCAUCGACACCGUGGCCAACAUGCAGCUGGUGAGGAUGUACCAGAAGGACUCGGCCGUCUUCCUCCAGGUGCUCCAUUUCUUUGUGGGCUUUGGAGCUCUGCUGAGCCCCCUCAUCGCCGAUCCCUUCCUGUCUGAGGCCAACUGCUGGCCUGCCAACAGCACAGCCAACGGCACUUCCCGAAGCCACCUGUUCCAUGCCUCCAGGGUGCUGGGCCCGCACCACACUGAGUCCAAGCUUUGGUCCAACCAGACGCUUUCUGGGAUGCCUCCGAAGGAUGGGGCGGGGACGCGAGUAUCCUAUGCCUUCUGGAUCAUGGCCCUCAUCAAUCUUCCAGUGCCCAUGGCUGUGCUGUUUCUGCUGUCCAAGGAGCGACUGCUAACCUGCUGCCCCCAGAGGACGCCCCUGCUCUUGUCUGCAGAUGAGCUUGCUCUGGAGACACAGCCUCCCGAGAAGGAAGAUGCCUCCUCACUGCCCCCAAAGUUUCAGCCACACCCAGGGCAUGAGGACCUGUUUAGCUGCUGUCAAAGGAGGAAUUGCAAAGGAGCCCCUUAUUCCUUCUUCGCCAUCCACAUCACAGCCGCCCUGGUCCUGUUCAUGACGGAUGGGUUGACGGGGGCAUAUUCUGCCUUUGUGUACAGCUAUGCAGUGGAGAAACCUCUGUCUGUCGGACACAAGGUGGCCGGGUACCUCCCUAGCCUCUUCUGGGGCUUCAUCACCCUGGGCCGGCUCAUCUCCAUUCCUAUCUCCUCAAGAGUGAAGCCAGCCACUAUGGUGUCCAUCAAUGUGGUCGGCGUGGUGAUGACAUUCCUGGUGCUGCUUAUUUUCUCCUACAAUGUCGUCUUCCUGUUCGUGGGGACUGCGAGUCUGGGCCUGUUCCUUAGUAGCACCUUCCCCAGCAUGUUAGCCUACACCGAGGACACGCUCCAGUACAAAGGCUGUGCAACCACAGUGCUGGUGACGGGGGCAGGAAUUGGCGAGAUGGUCCUGCAGAUGCUGGUUGGUUCGAUAUUCCAGGCCCAGGGCAGCUAUAGUUUCCUGGUCUGUGGCGUGAUCUUUGGCUGCUUGGCUUUUACCUUCUACAUCUUGCUCCUGUUUUUCCACAGGAUGCACCCUGGACUCCCAUCAGCUCCUGCCCAAGAAAGAACACUUGGAAUGGAAAACUCUGAGCGCUAUCAGAGGUAAAACUGGAUGAAGGAGGCCAGCGAAGACUUUCAGCCUCUUAAUCACCAGCAUGACCAAACUGUUUAAGAAAGCUGAGGUGGCGAUGGAGGCCAUCUCUCAAUGACUUUAUUCAAAUCUUCUCCACUAAUGCUGGGUUUGGUAGAAGAAAUCAAAUUGAGUCCUGGUACCUGGGUCAAAAUCAUUAGAUGUCUACCUGGCUCAAGUUACCUUUUCCCCUGGGUCAGGCUUCUGGUAAGAGCCAUCCAGGAUACCCAGAUGGGAAGGAAGAAGAAAUCCACACGCUUCACUCCAUCUGUCAUCUCAUGCAUGGACCGACCAUACCCUGGGUUUCAGAUCACUCUUAGUUCAAGUUUUAAAAAAUAGGUUGCAAAUGCAAAGCUCGAUGAUCAUUGCUACAUGUAGAUAUAUUUUAAAUUAAGCAAAACAAACCCCAAGUUAUUCCCUGGCAUGCUCAAAGGACUUGUAUGCUUUUCACUUAUUAGUCCAAAGUCCCUCAAAUUCCUGCUGCAGACACUGAUCAUUUAUCUAUAUUCUAAAAUAUCAAAAGGAAAAGUUGAGUCUUGCUAUCUUUGGGACACUCAUUUGGUGGCAUGCUGGGCUGGCUCCCACCAGCUUAGAAGAGCUGUUAAAUUUUCAUUUCGAAAGCUGUUCAUUAUUUGUCCAGAGCAAAUUCUAUAGUCAUGCCAAGAGAGAAUGCAAACUCACUGGUUUGGACAGGGAGCAGGUCCAGAGACUGCUGGUGGUAGGGAUGGCUGUUACAGUGACUGUAUAAUGGUUUGCCUGUACUUUCUCUAUGUAUAUACAAAUGUACAUGUACAAAUAGAAAAAUUAAGAGGAUCAGGGUUCUUGGCAACAUGUCCCAAGUGCUGUGGUUCACACGCCUGAAACUCAAAGGUGUUCCUGGAUCUGUAGACAUUGCCAAGUUCGUCAGCUCUGACCAGCUGCAAGAGGGCCCAGUGAGAACAGCCCAGUGGAGAAAGAAUCCUGCUUCAGGCACUGGCUCACCUUCUAGCUGUAUGGCCCUGGGCAGGUGACUGAGGCUCUUCCAGCCUCACCUUUUUACCUGUAAAGUGGCAUUUCUAAAAGUACCUACCCUACCUCAAAGGAAUUCUGAGAGACUUGCGUGAACUUGUAUAAAGCACUUGCUAUAUGCCUGACAUAGAAAUUGCUUAAUAAAUGUUAGCAAUUUUUAUUUUUAAAACCUCACGCGCAGCUUUGAAAUUGUUCAUAUGUUUGGUACAUAUUUAUCAUAAGUCAAACAGAUCCAACUUCUUUUGAAAGCUGGUGGUCUAGGAGUAUAGUUUUAACUAUGUUUGUAAAGACUUAAAAAUAUUAGAUGCCAGACAAACGUAAAGGUGCAGUCUAACUACUGUAGUGAAUAACUGACUUGGGCAAAGAGAAAGCAGUUGUACUUUUCUCAUGGUUUUUCAAGAAAUUCUUUUUAUACAGAUUUAGAAAGAAGAAUCAAUGGCUAUAUCUAAGUUGAUCAUGACUGAUUUGUUAACAUAGAAAAUAAGAUUAAAACAAAUCUAAGAGUAACUUUCCUAAAAUAAAAUAUUUUAAACUUAAUAAAUGUAUUAUCCAUUGUA
Messenger RNA from Carlito syrichta (Philippine tarsier), 3025 nucleotides. It is a transcript of the gene SLC60A1, whose product is annotated as major facilitator superfamily domain containing 4A. Gene Ontology annotation, biological process: transmembrane transport. Lineage: Eukaryota; Metazoa; Chordata; Mammalia; Primates; Tarsiidae. Bases 225 to 1436 code for a protein of 403 amino acids. The transcript is spliced from 9 exons. The record is from RefSeq and is a predicted model, not a curated record.